Messenger RNA from Hansenula anomala, 1011 nucleotides. RefSeq names its product DNA-3-methyladenine glycosylase II (gene MAG1). Gene Ontology annotation, biological process: base-excision repair, AP site formation; DNA alkylation repair; base-excision repair. The coding region runs from base 1 to 1011 and encodes 336 amino acids. Gene Ontology annotation, cellular component: nucleus; protein-DNA complex. NCBI's taxonomy places the organism in Eukaryota, Fungi, Ascomycota, Saccharomycetes, Phaffomycetales, Wickerhamomycetaceae. The record is from RefSeq and is a predicted model, not a curated record. The transcript has a single exon. Gene Ontology annotation, molecular function: DNA-7-methylguanine glycosylase activity; DNA-3-methyladenine glycosylase activity; alkylated DNA binding.
AUGUCUGCUGCUAAAAGAACUUUGAGAUCUGCCUCAAUCGUGAGAGAUUUCCCACAAGAUGGUGAUAAAUUGGGACCCAUAAAUGAUGAGGAUAUCCCAUCCACUCCAAAGAAGAAAAGAGUUAGACAGAGUGCAACGCCGAAAAGUCCAAAAAAGAAGACCUCAUUCAAGCAAAGAGAAGCUGAACUAUUACUCCAGUACCCUAUUCCUUCAGAUUUGUCACUUCCAGAAUCCUUCAAAUCUCUACACCAACCUGAAUUUGUCAAAGGUCUUAAACAUGUUUUAACUAUAGAUCCGUCAUUGUAUCCAUUAAUUGUUAGUCAACCAUUUGGACCUUUCCAUCCAUCUGAAAAACCUUCUAAUACAGACCAGGGCCAUUUUGAAAAACUAUGUAGAAGUGUUAUUGGUCAACAAGUGAGUGGGGCUGCAGCUAGAUCAAUCGAAGCCAAAUUUGUUGGUGUUUUCAAUGAUAAAGGUCAAUUCCCAACACCACAAGAGGUUAUAAAUACUAAAGAUGAAACUUUAAGAAGCGCAGGAUUAUCAGUUAGGAAAACUGAAUAUAUUAAAUCUAUUUGUCAAAAUUUUAUUGAUGGGGAAAUUUCACAAAAAAUCUUUGAAAAUUGUUCAGAUCAAGAUAUCUUGGAGAAAUUAGUUAGUAUCAAAGGUAUAGGAGAGUGGAGUGCAAAGAUGUUUUUAACUUUUGCAUUACACAAAUUAGAUGUUUUUGCAAGUGAUGAUCUUGGUGUUGCUAGAGGGAUUUCAAGAUAUCUUGAAUCAAGACCAGAAAUUUUGCAAAAGGCACAAAAAGAAGUUGACACAUCAAUUCAAAAAAAGAAGUCCAAGUUUGAUGAUGGUAAAAAGAGAGAUUGGAAAAUCAUUCAUGAUCUUUAUGUUCAGCAUAUAGCAAAAGAUUAUGCCCCAUAUAGAUCUCUAUUCAUGUUGAUUUGUUGGAGAGCCAGUUCCACAAAUGUUGAUGUCUUGUCAGAAACUUCCACAACUACAUCCAAAUAA